This is a messenger RNA of Talaromyces amestolkiae, 1305 nucleotides long. RefSeq lists its product as uncharacterized. Gene Ontology annotation, biological process: carbohydrate metabolic process. NCBI's taxonomy places the organism in Eukaryota, Fungi, Ascomycota, Eurotiomycetes, Eurotiales, Trichocomaceae. Gene Ontology annotation, molecular function: polygalacturonase activity. The record is from RefSeq and is a predicted model, not a curated record. The transcript has 7 exons. The coding region runs from base 1 to 1305 and encodes 434 amino acids.
AUGAAAUUCACUUCCACCCUCCAGCUGCUCCUCGCAGCUACUACCGUGCUAGCAGCACCCUCGAUCGACGAAAGAUCUUCAUCCAUCUCACGAAACAACCGAGUCGGACCCAAAUGCGCAUUCAAACCACUGCCCGAGACAGGAAAGCGUAACAGAGAGUGUAAAGUCAAGACUCACGGCAAUGGCAAUGACGACUCUGAAUACAUUCUCGCCGCAUUGAAAUCAUGCAACAAUGGCGGGAAAGUUGUCUUUGAUAAGAAUUAUACCAUUGGCACGGCGCUGGACAUUCAGUGGUUGAAACACAUCGAUCUUGAUAUCACCGGCACAAUCCAGUUCACCAACGACACAAACUACUGGAUCAACAACGCCUUCCAGAUCGUCUUCCAAAACUCCACCACCUUCUUCAAACUCGGCGGCGAAGACGUCAACAUCUACGGUGACGGCACAAUUGACGGUAACGGCCAAGUCUGGUACGAUCUAUUUGUUAAAAAUGCUACGCUUCAGCGUCCCAUCUUGAUGGGUAUCAUCGGUCUGGAAGGUGGCUCUAUUGGACCAUUGAAACUGAGACAUUCGCCAUCUUGGUAUCAUAUUGUCGCUAAUUCCUCGAAUGUUGUGUUUGAUGGAUUGGAUAUUUCGGGUUAUAGUACGAGUGUGAAUGUGGCUAAGAAUACGGAUGGAUGGGAUACCUACCGCUCGGAUAACAUCGUUAUUCAGAAUUCUGUGAUCAAUAACGGUGAUGACUGCGUCUCAUUCAAGCCCAACAGCACCAACAUCCUCGUUCAGAACCUACACUGCAACGGCUCCCACGGCAUCUCCGUCGGCUCCCUAGGCCAGUACCCUGGCGAAGUCGACAUCGUCGAGAACGUGCUCGUCUACAACAUUUCCAUGUUUAACGCAUCUGACGGCGCCCGCAUCAAAGUUUGGCCCGGAAUCAACUCGGAACUCGAAGCCAGUCUGCAAGGCGGCGGUGGUUCUGGAAGCGUCAAGAACGUCACCUACGACACUAUGUCUGUGACAAACGUAGACUGGGCCAUUGAAUUGACCCAGUGCUACGGACAAAGCAAUUUGACUCUGUGUGACGAGUUUCCCAGCAAUUUGACCAUCACAGAUAUCCACUUCAAGAACUUCAAGGGUGUGACUAGUACAAAGGAGGGCAAGGAUAUUGCGACUUUGGUUUGCUCGAGUCCUAACGUAUGCUCCGACAUCUACGCGACAGAUAUCAACGUCGUCAGCCCUAGCGGAUAUAACCAAGCAAUUUGCACGAAUGUCGAUGACUCAUUGCUCGCGUUGAACUGUACUGCCUAA